This is a messenger RNA of Salarias fasciatus (jewelled blenny), 2370 nucleotides long. It is a transcript of the gene gid4, whose product is annotated as GID complex subunit 4 homolog. The coding region runs from base 85 to 846 and encodes 253 amino acids. The record is from RefSeq and is a predicted model, not a curated record. The transcript is spliced from 6 exons. NCBI's taxonomy places the organism in Eukaryota, Metazoa, Chordata, Actinopteri, Blenniiformes, Blenniidae. Gene Ontology annotation, biological process: proteasome-mediated ubiquitin-dependent protein catabolic process; negative regulation of gluconeogenesis; protein targeting to vacuole. Gene Ontology annotation, cellular component: GID complex.
AAAGUGACGUAGCAGGAUCCUUCUCAUUAGUUUGCCAUGGGCAGCUCGCAAAAUUGAGCAAAGUUGUUUGAGCUUAGAAAUUGUAUGAAGCUGGCAGGCCUCCUCGUGCCAGUCCCCCUUCUCUCCCCAGCUGCGCUGCCCUCGGCCCCAAGAUCCAUGACGGUUGCUGACGGAGACGCUUUGGCGCUCAUCAUGCCCGUCCGAGCGGAGUGCUGCGCUACACCCGGGCCGGCCUGCCCAUCCCCGGCCUCUCUUGUGCCCCCAGCCCCGAUCAACACCCACCAGCCGGGGGUGGCCACUUCGCUGCUCUACAGCGGCUCGCAGUUUCGGGGAUACCAGAAGAGCAAAGGCAACUCCUACGACGUCGAGGUGGUUUUGCAGCAUGUGACCAUAGAGGAUUCCUAUUUGUGUGGAUACCUGAAGAUCAAAGGCCUGACAGAGGAGUAUCCCACUCUCACAACGUUCUUCGCCGGUGAAAUUAUCAGCCGAAAGAGGCCCUUUUUAACUAGGAAGUGGGAUGCAGAUGAGGAUGUGGACAGAAAGCACUGGGGAAAGUUCCAGGCUUUUUACAAAUAUGCCAAAAACUUUAACUCUGAUGAAUUUGACUAUAAAGCCCUGGAAGAGGGCGAUUAUAUAUUUAUGAGAUGGAAGGAGCAGUUUCUAGUCCCGGAUCACACGAUCAAAGACAUCAGCGGUGCCUCCUUUGCAGGCUUCUACUACAUCUGCUUCCAGAAGUCCACCGCUACAAUUGAGGGCUACUACUACCAUAGAAGCUCAGAGUGGUACCAGUCUCUGAGCCUAAACCACAUUCGAGAGCACAGUAUGCCUAUUUACGAGUUCCGGUGACAUAGACGCACGGGAAUACCGAGCGACGGAAGAAGACCGUUGGAGACGCCCUGUGAUUGACUGGGAUGGGAAUGACGGAGACCCUUUUAUUGCCAAGAAUCAAGGUGACCUGUUCUCCUCACAGAAGCGGAGGGGGAGAGUUCACAAAGGGGGCCAGACACUCCUCUGCUGGACUGAAAGAAAGUCACAGAUGAAGAUGAAUCAACACAAAUGGCUGCGAGGCAUGGACAGAUGCACAGCUGCUGCAGAACCUAUGUUUAGUUAAAAUUUUAAUUUGUCCUGUUUUUAUUUAAGGGUUAUCUGAUCUCUUUGCACUUUCAAGCCGUCUCCCUGUGGCGGGAGAUCAGAAUUCUAGGUUUUCCUUGAAAGGAAAGACUGGCGAUGGCCUUUCAGUUAGCGCAAGAGAAAAGAUAAUGGGACGGUUUAUUCCUUGAAGCUUGAUUUCUUAAGUCUUAUUUUAAGGAUAAAAAAAUAUAUGUAUAUGGUCACUUUGAUGCCCAAGGUUCAUUGCCAAAACAAAAGAAAAAAAGAAGAUGCCCGAGUCUUAUGUUAUAUGCAAGAUCUGCAGGACUGUACGUUAUCAGGAAAUCUGGGGUGAUCUGAGUAAAAUCCAACGUCUGAGGGUGAUAGAGCUGGAUUAUUUUUUUUGUAGGAGAGAGUCACUGAUACCCUUUUUCUCUUUGAAAGAAUUCUCUGAGAACACUGAUUGUCUGUUUGAAAAAUUGUUCUAAUACUAGAAUUUCUUACACUAACUGUAAGUUUAAUACCUUUAAUGACACUUUAUUUACUAGCAAUCAGGAAUGAAAUGUGGACAAAGACAACAGACGUAUUCAAUAAUAUGUAGAGCUGAAGCACAUGCGGUGGAACGUUCAGAUGCACGUUUGGUUGGUGAUACAAAUGAUUAAAAAAAAAAAAAAGCUGUUUUUUGCAGCAUCAGAGCAUCAGGAAAGGGAUCCCUCGGUAUGGCACAAGGAUUGUAACUGGGAGAGUCGACAUGCAAAGCAACAGAAGAAAUGCAGGGUCGUCAAACUGUGAGCCUGAGAUGGUGGGCUGUGGAUAACCCCCCCUCCCCUUAGUUCAUUUUACCACUUAACAAUAUGACGCAGCUUUCGGAAACGCUUUCCUUGUACAGGGUGAAAAUUACGUUUUGUUUUAAGCGCCUUUUGUAAUUACUGGAGGAGUAAUUGGGAACGAAUAAAAACCGCUUUGUUGCUUUAGGAAACUUGCUGCCUUACAUUUUUAAACCUUUUCUUUGAAGUCAUUAUCUGGCUUGUGUUUUAUUUGGGGAAAAAAAUUACAUGAACAUUUCUGUUUGUGAUACAUUUUCUUUUUUUUUUUAUUUUAUCAUCUGAGGGUUCAUUUAGUUUGACGUAAAAUGUGUGUCUUGUACUCAACUUAUCCAGGAUACUGUUGGGACUGCUAUUCUUUUAACCCUGGUGUUUUACAAUCCUGAAUAUGUCAAAGUAAUUUUUUCCAUCAAUCAUGCAAUAGGAAAAAAAAAAAUGGAAAUGUGCAAUCUGAGAA